Molecule: messenger RNA, 5785 nt
Organism: Fundulus heteroclitus (mummichog)
Lineage: Eukaryota; Metazoa; Chordata; Actinopteri; Cyprinodontiformes; Fundulidae
Product: neurabin-1
Exons: 19
Coding region: 296-4501 (1401 amino acids)
Biological process (GO): calcium-mediated signaling; neuron projection development; actin filament organization
Cellular component (GO): dendrite; cytoplasm; actin cytoskeleton
Molecular function (GO): actin filament binding
Source: RefSeq, a predicted model, not a curated record
AGAGAGAGAGAGAGAGAAGGCAGGGAAAACGCCGCCGGGAGCGGGGGAUGAUGGCGGAGAGCGAGAAGGAACAAGUUUGAUACCGGAGCAAAGCUGGAAUCGCGGGCGAGCUUUUCGGCGUCUAACUCGAUAAGGCGGCUAGAUGACUUCGCUUGAAACGAGAGAACAGUGCUCCAGAAAAAUCUCUGCCGGACCCAUGGCGAUGGAUGCCUGAACUCGUAUUGUCUUUCUCCGCCAAAGCAUUUUACAAGAGCUGAUUCGUUUUGGAAUACAACUGGAGUAAUAGACAACCAAGAUGAUCAAAGCAGAAAACAAAGGAGGGGAGAGGAGCCUAAGAAGCGCGUCCCCUCACAGAAAUGCGUACAAGUCUGACUUCCACGCCAUUAAGUGCUCCUUUGACGGGCCAAAGUCCGAGGACGGCUCAAAAACGUUCGCGAAUGGAUCCAGUGAAACCCGGGAAGAGUCGAGGGGAAGGCCGUUUGGAACCAGAGUGAAUAAGAUCAAGAACAUAUUCCUGCAAAUGGAUGGACAGCAACAGGAGCCCCAAGAAGUGAAACCAGCUUUAAAGUCCGAUGCCCCGCACGUUUCCCCGACAAAGUUGCAGUUCCCGGUCAACGCUCACAGGGUUAACUUGAGCAGCGCUUCAAGCCCAGAAUCCCACAAUUUAGAUAAAACACCCAAGGGGGAAGAUGUCGAGAUUGACAAAGUGGCUCUGGCGGAGAAGUUUUCUGUGACCAGAAAACUCUUUGAAAGGGGCAUCAAAGAGCAGCCGACUGCCGACAAACAGUCCCCGAGCAGAGUGGUCAAUCGCUUGUCCCUCGGAAGUGCCUCCGAUGAAGAGAAAAGCACCAGGAGAGUGUCGGGAGGCAGGGAGAGCGGUGGCAAGUUAGAGCAGACUCCCACAUCAGCAGCUAAGAGCUGCUCAGACGAGGUAGCCGAUGGCGAAAGAAGGCAUGUGUCUAGGGUGUCGCUGAAUGCAGGGCCAUUGUCAAAGAGGUUAGAAAAUUAUAUAGUUCAGAAUGACUCAGACGACAACAACACAUCUGAUGGGAAGGAAGGAGCGACAUCGGCUAAACAACACGGCACCGCUCAGCACACACAGCCUUCAUCUGUGUCUAAGGACGGCUUACACAAACCCACGUCUCCCGUCAAAGAGGCCGCCGAAGCUCCGUUUGUUAACAGCGUUGCCAUCAGAAGUAAAGACAGCAAAUCUGGGUCUUUGGGAUCAAGUUUUGGAAGUAAGCCAACAUCCCCCGACAGCGGGACUGUCUCAACAAAACUUUGCCCAUCAGAGCAAACGGCCUCGGUCGGCCACGGCUACAAGCUCCCCUCGUCGUCUGCGGAUAGAUUUAGCAGGACAUCUGUCGGUGACGGGGGUAAACCUCCUAGUUCGCCCCCAGGGGAGGAGAAACAGCCUUUGCCGUCAGCUAGACACCCGGAAAAACCCAAGAGCAACGACGGCCACACAGGCGCCAAGCCACAAAGCCAGGCUUCCCCACCUGACUCCAAGGGAGGGAGCACGGUGCGGGCUGAGCUGGUGGUGGUACAGAAUGAGUCCUCGGAUAGCGAGGAGGAGGAGGAGGAGAUCAGCGGGGACAACGUGUUUGAGAAACAGGAACGCACCAAAGACCCGCAAAGAAGCCUCAGCCCUGCUCAUCAGAUUUCACGAGAGAGUCCAGACGCAGAUCGACGGGGCCCAGACACCGUCAACGAGGGGAGAGUGCAGAAGACACGCACGGGAUCCGGUUUAGAGAAGGAGGAAGACAACUUGAAUGUCAGUCAGGAUGGUAACGAUACUUAUGAAGAGGAUGAAGCAGCAGGAGAGGAGGAGGAGGAGGAGGAGGAGGAUAUACUAGCAAAGAAGGUGGAGGAGAACAUUCUGGAUAGAGCCUCUCCUGUGGUUUAUGGUAUAGAGAACGCAGCAUUUGUGGAUGACAGAGAUGUAGACCAGGUCAUCAGGGAAGAAGAGGAGGAGGAGGAAGAUGAAGAGGAGGAUCAAACCUACGGGGAUUACGAUGACUGUUAUGAAGUCCCCGGUCUCUCAGAUGAGGAGGAAGCUCCCCCGAAAAGGAGAAUCAAGUUCUCCACAGAUCCCAUUUUGGUCUUCAGUACCUUCUCCAAUGAGGAUUAUGAUCGGCGCAAUGACGACGUGGACCCAGUCGCAGCGUCUGCGGAGUACGAGCUGGAGAAGAGAGUGGAGAAAAUGGACGUGUUUCCUGUGGAGAUUGAAAAGGGAGACAACGGGCUUGGGAUCAGCAUCAUAGGAAUGGGAGUCGGAGCUGACCAGGGUUUGGAAAAACUUGGCAUUUUUGUGAAAACAAUAACUGAGAAUGGAGCAGCUGAGAAAGACGGACGGAUACAGGUGAAUGACCAGAUAGUAGAAGUGGAUGGGACCAGUCUGGUGGGAGUAACCCAGCUGUUUGCUGCUACUGUCCUAAAGAACACCAAAGGCACAGUGAGGUUUCUGAUUGGUCGAGAGAAGCCAGGAACUCAGAGCGAGGUGGCCCGACUCAUAAGCGAGACGCUGGAGCAGGAGAGGAACCAGCAGCAGCAGAACCUGGACGAUCCCUACGAUCACUCCACAGAGGAGGAGGAGAGGUAUGAGGACGACGACGACAUACUAGAAGAGAGAAUUCUGGGGUCCAAUUUCUCGCCUGGGAGAAAUGUGGAGGUGUUUGAGCUGCCCGAUUCUGAGGCCUUGUUCCUGCCAAAGGACAUGAACAGCUCUCAGAUGGCCUUCAAGUUCAAAGAGCUGCAACUGAAGCACAGCAUUGCUGUGGCUGAAAUAAAUCAGCUGAAGGAACAGCUAAGGAAAUCAGAGGAGGACAAAUCUCUGUGGGAAGACAGGCAAUCGGCAAUGGAGCAAAAAAUCGAGGAGAGCAACGACAAAAUCCUAAAGCUGGAGAAUUACUGGCUGGAAGCCCAGGCUGUGUGCAAGAGUGUGAACGAACAAUUAGCCGAGAAUCAGGCUCAGUAUGAGGCCCUGGACAAGAAGUACAACAAGGCCAAGAAGCUGAUCAAGGACUACCAGCAAAAAGAGAUAGAUUUUGUGAAGAAAGAGGAGGAACUGAAAAGGAUGCUAGACGAAAAAGACAAGCAGUACAAGGAGCAGCUGGAGAGUUUGCAGAACAGGAUUGCUGCCCUGGAGUCCAGAGGCGCUUCAGUCGUGGAGGAUCAGACUGGUCUGGACUCUGCUGCUGAAGAGAGACUCAGCAGCCAAGACUCAGUCAAUAACUCACAAUCUGUUGAUUCACUGUUAGAGCAAGACUGGACUGAGCUGGUCCCUGAAACUGCGCGCUUGGACACCAGCGCUCAGAGAGCAAAAUGCCGGCUGGCUCAGAUGAGCAAGCGACAGGCUCCGUCUCGAAACAAACUAAAGGAAUGCCUCGCUGGCCCCUCUCAUCAUUCUCAGGAAGCUGAAGAGGAGGACGAGCAGGAGGAGCAGGAGUCUGCCGUGAGCCUGACCCUCCCCGUCAGCGCCAGCUAUCCUGGAAACGGACAGAAAGACGACCCGGUCGAGGCCAGAGACGCUUCCAGGAGCAAAGCGGAGCUCUCCAGCAGCCCGUCUCUGUCGCCGUCACUGGGGGACAGCGUUGAAAGCAGUCCUUCGCUGUCUUCUCCUAAACACGCUUCCUCGCCACACUCUCCCUCCGGUUUCAUGCGCAGCGUUAAGAAGAGAGAAUCCAAAGGCAAAGGGAAGGAGCUCAAAGAGGAGCUCGCCGAGCCCACAGCAGCAAAACCUAAGAGACGAUUUCCAGAUUUUGGAGGCCUUCGGAAGUCGGGCGGCAAAGGGAAGAAAGACAAAGAAAAAGAGGCGCUGAGAGCUUCUUUGGACAGCAGGGGGUCUGCGGAGCUGCUAGAGGAAUCUGGAGGGAACCUGUCUCCUGCAGAGUCCAUGACCUCUGUCCCCACCUGUAUGCCGUUCUCCUGGUUCGGAGACAAAGACAGGGACAGAGAGCCGUCCUCCUCCAGCAGCAGCCUGCCGUACACUGCAAAUGAAACCAGCAGCGAGCAAAGCCAGGAUCGCAAAAAUAAAAGUUUUUCAGUCAUAGACGAUUCUAGCCCUGCCAGUCCCAGUACAGACAUCUCUGGGUUAGUCGCUGAACCCGAUCUGUCUGGGCGCUCGCACACUUUAAUCUUCUCUUCCAGCGAGACCUUGGACGACGAGCCAGUCCCUGUUGGAAAGGAGUAUCAGUGGCAGAACCGGCCCAUCUCCGAGUGGACCAAUCAGCAGGUCUGUCACUGGUUAAUGGGCAUGAAUAUGGACCAGUACACACCCGAAUUCACAGCAAAGGGAAUCGAUGGCCAGCAGCUGCUGCACUUAGACAGUGACAAACUCAAGGCUCUUGGCGUGUCGAGUCAAAGCGACCGUUCGACUAUCAAGAAGAAGCUGAAGGACAUGCGGAAAGCCCAGGAGAAGCUGGAAAAACAGCGGGAGAAAAAAGAGAAGGAGGGUCGGCGCAGUGGAAGACUGCCGGUCCCGGGUGACUCCAUCUGCUGAUCAGACCCGCUUACUCACAUUUAAGUCUUUUUUCCUCGAGUCUCAUCCCCAUUAAGAACUAUGAAAAAUCAUGACCUUCUGGAGAUUAACAGUGGUUAACGCUGUUCGCUUAAAUGCAUCAGCCAGCUGGGAACUUCCUGUGUGGAGUUUUCUACCAUUUUUCUACCUGUGCAGAUUUUCUUCUGGUGCUCUGGCUUUGUUUUUUCCUUCUACAAUCCGGAGACAUGCACAGCGAGUUAAUUAGGGUCUGUAAAUGUGCUUUUGAUGUAAAUUUAAACCCGAGUGUUUAUUUGUCCCUUUGUUGGACAGUUGAUCACAGGUCUUCUCCUGCUCAGACCGUGACGUGCCAGAAGCAUCCUUACAGGACCAGAGGUGUUGUGGUUUAUUUCUUUCCUCGUUUUCUCUCAGAUGCAUUUAUUAACUCCAGCUUAAACCGUUUUAACUGAAUGAUGGGGGAUGUCUAGGUUGGUAAGUGACCAAAAGAGAUAUCCUAACAUUUUUACCACUAAAAUGCUUGUAACAUAAUUAUUGAAAUCUGCUUUCAAUUAUGAUGUAGUUCUUGCCAGUCAUGCACAAACUGAAAUAUGAAAGUCAAAUGUAUGCAGCUUUAGAUAUAUUUGUAUCUUUAUAUAGAUGUAUCUAUAUAUAUAGAUACAUCUACAUAGAGAUAUAUCCAUAUAUUUGUGUUGAGAUGCGAUGCCUGAGUCUAUGUUCAGUUUUUGGCAGGAACGUUUUUUUUUUGUACAGUUCAGAUAAAAGCACUAUUAGUCUUUUAGGUUUCAAAGGGCAGCAAGGUUUUAAAUGUAUAAAUACGUUUUAUACAUGUGCCUGUUAACUGCAUUUUUAACUAAAUUCCUUUUUUUUUUAUAAUAUCUAAAUAUUUCUACCAAGUAGAAUAGCCAGGCUAUUUUUUUUUUUUUUUUGUCUGAAAGGAGAGAAAUGAGCAACUUAUCUAGUAGGGACCAGGUAAAUGCUGCUGCUGCUGUGUGCCUGAUUCAGACUGCUUGGCUUGAACGGUACCGCGAUGCUCUGUAAAUACUAGAAAAGGACGAGCCAGUGGCGAGGACUUGUGUGCAUCGAGAGCUGUUCCACGUGUGAAUGAAAGGCCGGGCAAUGAAUGUUCACCAUGAAACCGAAGUGCUUCCUUUAUUCUCAAGCCUAACCCCACAUUUGUACAAAAUAUGAAAUGUUGGACCACAGGAAAACGAUGUUUUCUGAACUCUCAGAGAAACUAAUCUUGGUACAUCCAGCGUCAAUAAACUAAUAACCGCCUCUUUUACUGCA